Molecule: messenger RNA, 6259 nt
Organism: Agrilus planipennis (emerald ash borer)
Lineage: Eukaryota; Metazoa; Arthropoda; Insecta; Coleoptera; Buprestidae
Gene: Octbeta2R
Product: octopamine receptor beta-2R
Exons: 4
Coding region: 343-1596 (417 amino acids)
Biological process (GO): adenylate cyclase-activating adrenergic receptor signaling pathway
Cellular component (GO): membrane
Molecular function (GO): octopamine receptor activity
Source: RefSeq, a predicted model, not a curated record
AUUAAAUCAGGGGGGCUUAAGAAGAGAAUUAAAGAAGAAAUUUCGAACUCUAUAUGAACGAAUGCACAAGCGACAUGCAAUUAAACACAACCAACUGUGAACAGUUGAUUAUACAACACCAAUUCUUCAGAGGCCAAGAUGAAUCUCAAGCUUCAACUUUAGAUGCCAUCCAAUUAAUACAUCUUGACAUGAAUGGGUCUCCAGCGUCACAUGCCUUCCAUCAGCAACCAAAAAUGAUGGAUCGUGUGAGAAACUCAUCAGGCAUAAUUCUCAUAAUAUUCGCCGAUAGUCAGGUGUACAUUUGAAAAAACGGUUUAAAUUGUAAACAAUAUCACAGAUGUUAUGGAUAACAAUUUGCUGAGACUUAAUGAGACAGAUGCCAUUCUUCUAAACAGUUCAGCAUAUGGCACGGAAGAGGAACAAGAAUGGACCGAUAUCUUUUUCCUUAUAAUCAAAAUUAUCUUGAUGAGUACCAUUAUAAUAAGUGCAAUAUUAGGAAAUCUGCUUGUCAUCGUAUCUGUGAUGCGACAUAAAAAACUUCGAAUAAUAACAAAUUAUUUCGUAGUGUCUCUAGCUCUUGCCGACAUGCUUGUUGCCAUGGUCGCGAUGACUUUUAACUUUUUAAACCAAGUAUACGGAAAAUGGGUAUUUGGAUACUUCAUGUGUGACUUUUGGAACUCCAUGGAUGUAUAUUUUUCGACUGCUUCCAUAUUACAUCUGUGUUGUAUUAGUGUUGAUCGAUAUUAUGCAAUUGUAAAACCGUUAAGGUAUCCAAUUAAUAUGACUAAGCGAGUAGUAGCCAUAAUGCUCGUAUGUACAUGGGUUUGCCCUGCCGUUAUUAGUUUUGUGCCUAUAUUUAAAGGUUGGUACACCACACAAGGGCAUCAGGAAUUCAGGAAGCAGCAUCCUGAUAUCUGUGAUUUUCGAGUGAACAAACCAUAUGCCGUAAUAAGUAGCAGCAUAUCCUUUUGGAUACCCUGCACCAUAAUGGUUUUUACGUAUUUAGCAAUAUUUAGAGAAGCGAAUCGACAAGAAAAGGAACUCUACAAUCGUCACGGAAACGCUCUUCUACUACACCAAAAUAAUACAAAUGGCGACAUGCUCUCAAAUUCUGGCGGCUCAUCGAAGAAUUUAACUCUCCACGAGGUUAAUCAAGAUCUUCAUCAUACACCUACUAAAGAGAGGAACUUGAUGAAAUUAAAGCGUGAACAUAAAGCCGCGCGAACUUUAGGUAUAAUCAUGGGAGCCUUCAUCCUGUGUUGGCUUCCCUUCUUCCUGUGGUACGUGAUAACUUCUUUGUGUGAUUGGUGCGAAACUCCUGAAAUCGUGAUUGCCAUAGUGUUUUGGAUCGGUUACUUUAACUCGUCAUUGAACCCGCUUAUCUACGCUUACUUCAAUCGUGACUUUCGGGAAGCUUUCAAAAAUACUUUAAAGUGUGCUUUCUGCAGUUACUGCAGGCGUAGGCCUUCUGACUUGGAGGCGCUGGACAUACGUCGACCUUCCUUGCGUUAUGACGAUCGAACGCGUAGUGUUUAUUCAGAAACGUACUUGAAAAACAUUGACAGAAGAUGCUCCGAAUAUGGAUCGAGUCUUUGAGUAGAUCUUACUAGUAGUAGGCUUACUACGACAAGUUUCUAAACCUGCUACUAGUAAAUGACAAGUGUGGUUUUUGUAAUUCGCCGAAUCGCCCCGCUUCGAAACAAUUAAGUCUAGUUCCAAGUAAUAUAUGGUGCUAUUUUUUAAUGAAUGACAGCACUUUUUUGAGUGAUAUUGUGAUAAUAAGUGCGAAAAGGCAGAAAGCAAAACGACAGGCCAUUAUACUGAGAGAACCCGUUUAAAGCCUCCAAAAAUCAAAAGCAAUAUUGUCAGUAAAUCCUACCGUUAUUCAACUAAAAGGCCUACUUAAACAGUUUGUUAUAAUAAUUAUUAUGUUGAUAAAGCAUUUUUCAAAACAAAAAAAAAACAAUAUGAAUGCAGUUACACAAUGUUUACUGACUAAUCACUUUCAAAUAUUAUAUGGCUGUUGGGAUAUAUUUUCCGAAUUCUGAAAAUAUUGUUAUAAUUAAUGCAGAUAUUUACACUUACAUGCGAUUUAAUUGAUUUAUAAUUAGUUAAAGAUAAUUGUGUCUACACUGAAAUCGUAUCGAUGCGAUAUUUACAUUAUUAAAUUAAAUUUUUCUGAUUUGAUUUCGUGUGGUUUUGAACGACUGAUAAAUAAUAAUUGAUAAAAUUAGUAAGACUGCAUUAUUUUAAUUGAAAUGCGAUUUACUAAACGUUAUUUAAAAAAUGGUUAAUCAUUUAGGCCUUUUAGUUACCUUUUUAAUAACCUAUUGAAGCAAUCUUUUCAAGAGUGAUGUCAUUUCUUGUUAAGCUGUCUACUAACUUAGGAUGUAAAUAAAGUGCAUGCAUACAUGUAUGCACCCGUACACAAUAUAUUAUACUCAUCUGUAAAAUAUUCAAAUGUUACUACUACCUAAGUAUUGCUCUCGCAUGGUGUUAAAUUAGAAUGUAUAUUAAUACUAUUUAUACUUAUGGUAAUCAAUAACAGUAGACAUCUUUAUGUUAACUAAUUCUGCAAUGUGAUUACUGUACUCUGCUUCAAUUUUUUCAUUAAUUUUAUUAAUUAAGGGUUUGGUUCAUUAAACGAUAUUAUCAAAAUUAUUAGGUAAUCGUUCAAGCUAUAAAUAUCCCACAAAUGAUUCUGGUUUCAAAUUUAACCUAACCAUUGUGUUGCAUUUUGUAACAGAAUCUUGCUGAUAUUCCACUAAUCUGGACGUUCUUUUGCAAGGAUUUUUAGCUACAUUCUGUUGUAGUUAUUUCAAUUGCAUUGAUAAAAAGAAGAUUUAGUGAUAUUGAUCGUGAACGGAAAUUGAAGCAGUUCUUGAAAAUUACAAUAUAUAGGUAAUUAAUAUGAAUGAGAUAAUAGGGGAAACCAUUUUCGGAAAUUAAUACACGCUAAUAAAGUUAUGAAACCUAUUAUCGUCAAUUACAUUAAUUUCUAUUAAAAACAUGAUAAUUCGGGUGAAAAUGGCAUGAAUACAAAACGAUGAUUCGCCCUCGAAUGCAACUAAUAAUGAUAUAGGUAUACAACAAUUUGGUGCAAGUGGCUGAAAAUUAAUUGGAUAGCUGAAAUUGUUUAUAAAAUGACUAAAGAUACGAGGGGUGAUUGAUAAGUACCGUGUUCUUUUUGAGACAAUUGUAUCUUCUUACAUCGACACACUUAGCUCCAACUUUUUUAAGCUCUCCGAAAAGUACUUUUUGUCAAACUGCGAAAUAUUACUCAGUUUUAGUAAAGAGGAGGUCAUUUCCGGCCGAUCGAACUGUUGGUGCAUGUUUUUGCGUGCAGUCCACUGGUUUGACUGUUCUUUAAUUUCAGGCGUAUAGUGACCUAUCCAGUCAGUCACAGUCACAUAGCGGCACAGAAACGCCUUCGGAUUGCGCUUAAGCAGGUCCAAAUUCUGCUGUGAAUUGGUCAUUCAACGCGGCAUCCAUCUUGACAAUAGCUUUACCAUGCCCAAAUGAAAUAUAUUCUGCGUAUGUUUAUAUGAGAUGCCUAUGAUCUCUACAAUCUCUCUUAUGUUCAUUCGCGGGUCUGCCUUAACGCUUUUCGUCUACGACGGACGUAUGAUCACGCUUGAAUUUAUUGAACCAAUAUCGGUUGUUGUCUUCGCAUGGAGUCCCCAUGAGGGAUGUCCAAGUUUCCUUUAAUUUCCGUACACGUCUUCCCAUACAAAAACAAGAGUCUAGUCAUCAAUCGCUAUUGCACUUUUUCCAUAAUUAGAAAAAUCUGUCAUCUGUAUUCAAACGCGGAUACUUAUCAAUCACCCCUCGUAGUAGAAUCUGUACCUGAUUUCAUAAUGCUUAAUACACUGCGGUGUUUUUGCUCUCAAUUUAUUUUAUAAUGCAGUGAAUUUUCGGAUUUAUUAUGUUUUAGGUUAUAAACUGAUCUAAUGCUAUGAAUCAAAAUUCCACAUAAAACGUAAAAACAUAGUCUAACAGUUGGUUACAAAAAUGCGAACUGAUCGAAUAUAGUUUCUAUUUUUUUCAUAAGAUUCGUCUAAGAUAGUUGCCAUUUUGUAGAAGUCAUUGCUGCUGCAAAUAGGGUGGUAAAGGUCUUUUCCGUAAAUAAAAAUGAUCGAUUACAGUUCUGCAAAUUUGUAUAUUGUUUCAUUUAUAGCUUAUGAAAUUGUUUAAAAUAUUUGCUGAAAUGUAGGUCGUAACCUAACCUUUCCCAGAAACGAUAAAACUGCGAACGGAAGAUGAAGAUUAACAUGACUAUAAUACAGUUCUACAACUUUGCAUACAUCAAGAAUACUAAUUAAUAAACAGUUUAAUUAAAUAUAAUAUUCUCCCGUCAUAUAUAUACAUAUAUUCUCGUCAAUCUCCAUCUUUUGUCAACAGCUUUAUCGUUUUUGGGAGAGGUUAGGUUACGACCUACAUUUCUGCAAAUCUUUUUAACAAAUUCAUAAACUAUUAAUGAAAGAAUUUGCCUACCAAUUUGCAGAACUAAAAUCGAUUACUUUUAUUUCGGAAAAAGACUGCACGAUGAGCGCUUUUAUCACCCUAGUUACAGUAGCAAUGAUCUUACAUGACGUCAUCGGAAUUUUAUGACAAAAAAUAUAAGCUAUAUUCGCUGAGUCCGCAUUUUUUUCAGGUUUCAGGUCACGUGAAAAUUUAAAAAUCGUUUCUAUUUUCCAUUUAUUAAUUUUCUCUUAAUGUAAAAUAUCUUUUAUUAGAUGUACUCAUAAGCAUUUUCUAUAACUUCUCCACUCAUUUUUCUAGUUGUCGGGCAACGUAUUCGAUAAGACGACAUUUUAAGUAAUUUCGUGAUUAUUUAUCAAUUAAUUUACCAAUUAUGUUUAGUGUAGUAGUAGAAUUACUAUAGAAAAUGUUUCUGUAUUUUCUUCUGCUUCAAAAAUGUGAUUAUUAGCUAAAUGGAUUGUGACAUGCCGAAACAGUCGCAUUUGUAUUCAUGCAGCAUAUAUCCAUUUGAAACAGACUAUAAAACAAAGGACAAUAAGGCGUUUGUAUAAAUUAUUAGAACUGUCAUAAUACUUGAGAUAAAUAUUACGUAAUUGUAGUGAGCAGAAAAAAUUUAAAUUAUUAAAAUAUUACAAUUUGUUUAUGUAAAAUAAAAUAAAACCUAACAUAAAUUUUGAAUGUCAACCUUAGAUACAAUUUUUUAAAGGGAAAAUGAAAAAUUCAAGAGGUAUGCUUCAGGACAAAUAUUGAAUUGUUUUCUACCUAAGAAAACAAACUACAUUUAUCAUGUAAGAGUUUCAGGAACAGAAAAUCAAGUUAUAUUUUCAAGUCACAACCUUUACGAAGUUGGUUUUUAGGUAUGCAUGAGGAAAAUUACAUCAAAUUCUUCAACAAAAAAUACGACAGUUCUAUUUGACUGAAUUUUAAGAAUACGGACAACUUCGUUUUGUAUGAAUAUGUACGUUUUUCUAUAUAUAACAUGCAAAUGAGUGGUUAUUUGAACACAAAUGGAGAAAAAAAGCGCACAAAAUAGUAAAAUUAGAAAAAUUUGAAGCAGAGUAUUAAUUCUUACUGUUAACUAAAUCUAUCCACAGACAAUGUGUCGUUUUAUAGGAAUAGUUAAUCAACGAAUCGUUUUUAUUAUCCAAAAACGAACACUCCCAACUUAAACUGCUUAGAAUUUAAGGCGAAAUCAGUGUUAGAUGUUUGAUGUUGAACUCUUGUACUUUGUGUUUUCUGUUCUCUUAUUUUAGUUGUUUUGAAAUCUAAUCAUUCUUAACUUAAGAUACUAGCGAGAUACAAUCAAAGACAUAGAAAACAUUUUAUUAUUGUCAUUAUUCUAUUAAUAUAAUUUUUUGAUUCAAUUAGCGAUCUACCCUUCAUUUCCACGGUUUUUAAUGUUCUAUCGACUGCAAUUAAAUAAUCUAAAUAUUUUAUUGCAAAGAUGUAUUACAAAUGAAGCCUUUAAUUAAACAACACGUACUUAACAAAAAACAUUAAAAAAUAAAAUUAAUCAUUACGUAGGAGUUGCAAAAGGAUCAUCUGUCACGUAUAUAUUUACAAUGAUCAAAGAUCGUCAUAUAAUCUUGUCAGUAAAGGUAGAAUCACUCUCGGACAGCUUAGUGUUCCAUUGGUGAACGGUUUACCCCUUCAUACUCCCUUAGAAAUUACGGUAAAUGAUCUUCUUUUACUGAAAAUAGUUUAAUAUAAGAACAAAGGCUUUCACGGCCGGAAUCCAUAGUAGAAUGAAGAUUCGGGCUACAGGGCCGUGGUCUAA